Molecule: messenger RNA, 5922 nt
Organism: Octodon degus (degu)
Lineage: Eukaryota; Metazoa; Chordata; Mammalia; Rodentia; Octodontidae
Gene: Fam120c
Product: family with sequence similarity 120C
Exons: 16
Coding region: 333-3617 (1094 amino acids)
Cellular component (GO): nucleus
Source: RefSeq, a predicted model, not a curated record
UCCUGGAGGUGGAAGGAAGAGGCUUCACCCUCUUUGAAGCGGUGAAGAAGAGUCGCAGGAGAGAAGACGAGAAACGAUUAGAGCUUGAUAUCGCUUUUAACCUCCCGACCUCUCCUAAGUCCGGUCUGCCUCACCUCUCCUCUCCACUCAUAUCCAGUCUGUGGUUUCCUCUCCCCACCCUCGUUCCCUUGCUCUUACACCCCUCCCCUCGGGAAUCCUUUUCCCGCCCCCCCUCGCCCCCUGUGGAGUGCGCACGCGUCCACCCCCAGCUUCGUGCGGGAUCGCCACCUAACCUGCUAGCGUAGUUGCUCUCCUCUGCCCGCUAAAGAAGCAUGGGCGUCCAGGGCUUCCAAGAGUUCCUGGAGAAGCGCUGUCCUGGGGCCGUGGUACCCGUGGACCUCCUCAAACUCGCGCGCACUGUCUCGCGCCAGCAGCAGCAGCACCACCUGCAUCGCCAGCUACCACCGACUGCACUUCUAGCGCCUGGGGCCCCACGCGCCGCCAGGGGCUCCGCUCCUCUGCAGCCGCCGUUCCCACCCGCUGCCUUGGGUGCCUACUCCGGGGGCGCAGGGCCGACUCGGCACCAUCACCCUGCUCACCACUUCCACCACCACGGCCAGUCGCAGCCUGGGCUACACCCUCUGCUGCCGCCGCCGCCCCCUCCGCUACCCGGGGCCCGGGUACUGGUAGACGCGGGCUCGGCGCUACCGCGGCUUUAUGGUGGCUAUCAGACGGAUUGGGUGUGUGGUGGCCAGUGGAAUGCCAUGCUGGGCUACUUGUCAGCGCUGUGCCAGGCUUGUGCCUAUCCCGGCGGCGAAGGUCUGGAGCUGGUGGUCAUGUUCCCCGGCGGCCUGGGCAAAGACCGACUGGCCGAGUGGGGCCGUCGGUGCCAGGCCGAGAGGCAGACAGCGCAACUGAUCGUGGGACACGUGGGCAACAAGGGCACCCCUCCACCACGGGCCUGGUUCCUGCCACCAGCUUGCCUGAGCCACUGCGUGAGGCUAGCACUCAUCCGCUUCCGGGUCAAGGUCUUCCAGAGCCUUGAAGAUCAUCAUUUAGAAGUGGUAGCUUUUUUCAGGGAAAAUGGCUUCCAUGGCCUUCUUGCCCAUGACUCCGAGUAUGCUCUCUAUAAUAUUCCUUCUUACUACAGUUCCCAUGCUCUAAAGUUGAGCUGGAAUGGGAAGAACCUCACUACCAACCAGUUCCUGAUGCAGGAGGUGGCCAAGCAACUGGGCUUGAAGCGCAUGAAUUUUCCCAUAUUUGCUGCACUGUUAGGUAACCACAUUCUUCCAGAUGAGGAUCUGGCUGCUUUUCACUGGAGCCUUUUAGGACCAGAACAUCCUCUUGCAUCACUUAAGGUGCGAGCUCAUCAGCUGGUUCUUCCGCCCUGUGAUGUGGUGAUCAAGGCUGUUUCUGAGUAUGUUAGUGCCAUCAAAGACCCUUCAAACCUCGAUGUCGUGGGGAAGGAUGUUUUCAAACAGUCUCAGUCUAGGACAGAAGAUAAAAUAGAACGAUUCAAGAAAGCAGUUGAGUACUAUUCAGUUACAACCAAACUCUCUUCAUUGCCAGCGGGCCCAUCCUUUGCAGGCUUUCGAAAUAAUCAUCUUGGAAAUCCUUCCCUUCCACAAAAUCAUCUUGGCACAAUUUCUCCUGGAAAACCAAUGUUUCCUCACCAUGUGCCCCAGAAAAUGAAGUGUCCACCACCAUUCUCAGUGGGAUCCAACUCAUCUCUCCUCUUUGCUUCCCAUGCUCUGGGGGAAUCCAAUGCCUUUUCUGAGGAUCCCACAUUAGAAGACAGCCCCUUUGCCAGUUGGGCUGUCUCUUAUGACACCUCUUCACCCCAGUUCCCUAAUUACCUUACUUCCAAAACUUCACCUCCUUUGCGACCAGACUCUUCCCAUUCUUCUUCCUCUGAUGGUGAUGAGCCAAAUGGAGCCAGCUCUGAUCACAUCACAGAAACAAUUCAGCAGCAACCUGGAUGGCAAGAUUCCAAUGGUGACAGAGGGUCUUGGGCACAACCUGUUGAUGCUGGAGUUUCAGAAGCCAGCCUAGGUGAUGUUGAGCCUCACAUCCCAUCUCUACUGUCUAUGUCUACAAGGAACCACAUGGACAUCACUAUUCCACCCUUACCUCCAGUAGCUCCAGAAGUCUUACGGGUUGCUGAACAUAGGCAUAGAAGGGGCCUUAUGUAUCCAUAUAUCUACCAUGUCCUCACUAAGGGUGAGAUUAAGAUCCCAGUAUGUAUUGAGGAUGAAUGUAACAUGGAGCUGCCCCCAGCCACUCUUCUGUUCCGAUCAGCUCGUCAAUAUGUAUAUGGAGUCCUUUUUAGUUUGGCUGAGACACAGCGGAAAAUGGAACGCUUGGCCGUUCGGCGGCGGCUACCUGUAGAAGUUCCUUCAGUGAUUCUUAAAGAAUGGUCGGCCUAUAAAGGGAAAUCACCUCAAACUCCUGAGCUGGUAUCUGCGCUAACAUUUCGGGAAUGGACCUGCCCAAACCUCAAGAAGCUCUGGCUGGGCAAAGCAGUUGAGGACAAGAACAAAAGGAUGCGGGCUUUCCUGGCCUGUAUGAAGUCAGAUACACCUAGUAUGCUCAAUCCAGCUAAUGUCCCUACACAUCUGCUGCUUAUGUGCUGUGUUCUCCGGUACAUGGUUCAGUGGCCUGGCACCCGAAUCCUCCAUCGCCAUGAAUUAGACACCUUCCUUGCACAGGCAGUGUCUACCCAGCUUUAUGAACCAGAUCAGCUCCAAGAACUCAAGAUUGAGAAACUGGAUGCCCGAGGGAUCCAGCUUGCUGCUCUCUUUAUGAGUGGAGUCGACACAGCUCUGUUUGCUAAUGAUGCCUGUGGCCAACCUGUCCCUUGGGAACACUGCUGCCCCUGGAUAUACUUCGAUGGCAAGUUGUUCCAGAGCAAGCUUAUUAAAGCAGGCCGAGAGCGAGUAUCCCUGGUUGAGCUCUGUGAUGGCCAGGCUGACUUGGCAACCAAAGUGGAAAAGAUGAGGCAGAGUAUCCUUGAAGGAGUCAACAUGAAUCAUCCACCACCUUCAGCUCUACUUCCAUCACCUGCUUUUAUACCCCCCAUGGUGCCCUCUCUCUACCCUGUUUCACUUUAUUCCCGAGCUAUGGGCUCAAUGCCACCUCACCCUCAAGGAAGGAGCCGGGGAUUUGCAGGUCUCCAUCCAAUCCCACCCCAAGGAGGAAAACUGGAAAUUGCUGGGAUGGUGGUAGGCCAGUGGGCUGGCAGUGGAUCCUCCAGGGGCCGAGGAUCCUUUGGCAUGCAAGUGGUUUCUGUCGGUGGGCCAGGAAAGGGGCAUGGAAAAGAACAGACUGGUAGAGGGCCUAAAGGACACAAAAAAGGAAAUAAACAAGGCUCUUCAGAUGGAAUUUCUAAAUCCCUGGAGCUUCGGCAAGGGCAGUCUCACUCCCAGGUAAAUGGAAACAACAGCACAUUGACCAAGGAAGAGAAGAGUGAUCAUCAUCUUCCAGCUCCAACACAAUGUGCCUUAACCAGAGCCAGCAAUGUGUGUAAUGAUGAUAACCACUGCCUCCCUAUGAAGAAUGAGGAGAAUCGCUCACAAGAACAAAAAUUAGAAAUUGUGGCACAACAAAAAGAGGAAUGACAAGCUGAAGAUGACUUCUCAAGUCAGGAAGAAGGGAAAACUGUACUUCUCUGAUUCUAGGCCCAAGUUAGAGUAGGAUAUAAGUGCUCGCCUAAAUUUGUCCCCAAUUUUGAUGGGAUAUCUUAAUAUGUCCAUCUUUCCCUUUCCUUAUCUUUUCUUGGGCUCCAGAGUUAAGAAUUGGGGAAUUUCUGGUUAAAGAUAAGUAACAUGAAAACUAGUUCCAAUUCUCAAAUUGAAUAUGUAACACCCAUAUUUUAUCUCAUUUGGAAGUGAAGUAAGGUAGUAGCUGUCAGAAAAUGGGUGUUAUCAUAUAAGUCCUAGAAAAUAUUUCUACUGUUGGUUUUUUGAGUAUCAUGAUACUUAUUUGCAGACUUAUCUGAUACAUCUAUGGAGUUGAGGGGACAGCUUUCUGUAGCUUCCUCAUUUUUUUCCUCUGAAUUGAUAUGGUCUUUAUGUAUAAUUAGUAUCCAUCUCCUCUUUACUUUUACUCCCAACUCAGCUGCCCUAGGAUUUUGUACACCACCUCUAACUCUGGCCUGACAUUCAGAUAAGUAGAUGUUUUUAGGGAACUGGAUAUUACUGAUCAUUUUAUUGUUUAUUUUAUACACACACAAAAUAACUACCAAUGGCCUUUGUACUGGGAGAUUCAAGUGAGUCGGAAAAGUACUGGGCAGAUUUUUCCUGCCUCUUAACUAGCCCAUUGUUUGUAAAAUAGAAGAAAUGGUGCAGUUCACCCACUCUCUGCUGCCCAUACCUUGAAAUGGGUGGGAGUCAAUGCUAUGAACCUGAGUACAAAAGGGACUCAAAAGACUCUGUGUGUGGGUGUGGGUGUGUGCGGUUGUAUAUAUAAAUGUGUGUAUCUAUAUGCAUACACAUACCCUUUAUAUAAAGAGACAGAUCUAUUUAUCUAUACAUAUUUUAUAUGUGUGUGUUUGUGUGUGUGUGUGUGUAUAUACACAUGCAUACACACAUGGUGAUGUCCCAGAGGAUUUACUGAACUUCCCAGAAACACUUCCACUACUAUGGAGUGGUGGGUUUCAAAAGAUCAUGCUUUAAAUCUAAAAUCUUUACUAAGUCACAGCCCAUCACAAUUCUAAAAAGAUGGACUACUCUAAAUCAGACACAAAGUACUUUCCAGAGAUUGCCUGUUCAGAACAACAAACAUUUGGGUUGUAACAAGCUUAAUCUUGAACAGAGCCCUCACAUCCCAUAUGGUUAAAAACUAGAGGUUGCAAUGGGAUUGGGAAGAGUUGAGUGUUUCUUUAUAAAAGUGUGAAGAGAAAGGGUGGAAAGUGAUUUGAAAUUCUGCCAAUUUGGAGAAAAAUCUCCUGGAAUUCCAGGGUCAAAUUGGCUUCAAGUAAGAACUGAUAGACAAGGUCCCUGGAAGAGGGAUGGUUUGUACUGGAAGAUGGUGCAGGGAAAUGUGAGGAAAUUUGACAAUUUGAUUUUACAUGCCUAGAUUGUUUAAUUUGUUCAUUGGCAUUUUGACUACCGGAUCUUUUCAUUUGCUUUGCAAGGAAGGCUUCAAAGGACUUUGGCCUGGGCCUUGAAAAAUAUUCUAUAAAAGAUUCUUAGGCCCCUUUGUGACCAGGAUCUGCCCAGGAUAAAAAGGCUGUUCCUCCUUGUUGGAGAUAAUCUUGAGACAACCUUGAAUUUCCAGUUUCUCUCCUUGGGCAGCCAAAAUACAGGGAUGGAAACAUGACUUGCAACAAAUUAACACUGCAACUUCAUUCUGGAACUGGGGCUUCCAGCCUCCUAUGUCUCUAUCUGGGCUUUCUUACGUCUUGCCCAGGAAGUAUCACUUCUACUGGAAUACAACUGACUACAAUUCUAGCAGUGUUCUCUUUUCUUUGGAAAAACCUCUUGUACAUUAGCCCUCAGCAGGUCCUUGGUGAUUCCUCUUUUGUUUUCCAGACAACCAGAAGACCAUUUGCUAACUAUCCACUUACGAUGACCAUAUCAUAAGAAAUUGAAAACAGUUUCAGACUAAUUAUAGUCUGGCCCAGUUUAAGAGAACCCAGUUUGCAGGGGGGAGGGCCCUAGAGUACCUUGCCCCUGCUCACAUAUUUCUUAUCCAAAGAGGGAUAAGAAAACAAAAUGCAAGCAGGAAGAAAGCAUAUGAGCACCUUCUACUGGAGUUAGCCCCUCUGAUUUGAUCCCCUUCUUCUCUUGGACCUGAAUAAUCUUAAAGGUUAGGACUUACAUAUGCAUCAAGGGUAGAAAUUUAAAUGGCCCAGAGUUCUCUUUCUGUGCCAUAGAACUCGAAGCAUAACCAGAGUCACUGAAUAUAUAUAUAAUUUAUUUA